Gongylonema pulchrum is the source of this 648-nucleotide messenger RNA. NCBI's taxonomy places the organism in Eukaryota, Metazoa, Nematoda, Chromadorea, Rhabditida, Gongylonematidae. The record is from the annotation of a GenBank genome assembly.
AUGUCGGGUGUUGAUGCACCAGCCAAGCAGGCCACUGCAACACUUCCUGUUUUCUAUGCAUAUCUACGAAACUCCUUCUCGCCCUAUGAUUUCAGCGUUCAGUUAUGCUCUGGUGCUGCUUGUGCAGUAUUAUUGGGCGGCAAAAAAUGGCGACGUGCACGGAUCCAGAAGUUUUCCAAAGGAGAUUCUGUGCUAGUGGAUCUUGUGGACAAAGGCACCGAAAACAUUAUCAGCAUUUGCAAUCUUCGCCCACUUCUCAAAGUUUUUGGACGAUUGCCACCACUGGCUAUGCGCUGUCGCAUGAAAGAUGUUAACAUGAACGAUUUGGCUGCUGCAAAAGUAAACGAUUUUCAAAAGUUGAUCAGUUCAUUUGGUGGUCUUGUGCGCGUCGAACUUGCCGAUGUCUCCACUGUCCCGUUCCUUGUCAACUUAUAUCAUCCAACCGUAGAGGGCCGUAAUCUUGGCUUAUCGUUCUAUUGCCCCAAUGAGCAAGCAGGUGAAAAUGCGCGAAGAAGAAGAUGGGAGGAAAAAUUGGCGCGAAUGGAGGGCAAUUUUGCGAGUGAUGAGAAUAGCGAUGAAGGGAGUUCCGAUCAGCUCAGCUCACUACCUGAUUUUGUACUGCACCUUGAAAGGUAUUCAUUUCUCUAG